This is a messenger RNA of Planococcus citri (citrus mealybug), 3459 nucleotides long. Its product is annotated as runt-related transcription factor 3-like. Gene Ontology annotation, biological process: regulation of DNA-templated transcription. The coding region runs from base 1050 to 2336 and encodes 428 amino acids. The record is from RefSeq and is a predicted model, not a curated record. Gene Ontology annotation, molecular function: DNA-binding transcription factor activity, RNA polymerase II-specific; ATP binding; RNA polymerase II cis-regulatory region sequence-specific DNA binding. The transcript has 5 exons. NCBI's taxonomy places the organism in Eukaryota, Metazoa, Arthropoda, Insecta, Hemiptera, Pseudococcidae. Gene Ontology annotation, cellular component: nucleus.
GCGCGAGGUAGACGUAGAGUAGCAAAAUUUUCCGGCGUCGGCGUUACGUUUUUCCUUCUUUUUUUUCUUCUUCUGCGUUUUUUUCUUCUUUUUUUUACCAACAGUAGCAGAUUCUCGUACACGGUACACUUGUCUUCUGCAGAGAGCCAGCCAGCCAGCUAGCGAGCGAAAGAGCGUGCGGCUAUACGCAUCGAGCACCGAAAUACCACGUGUUGAUAGGUCGUUUCGGGCACGGGCGCGGUGCGGUGGCGGUGGCGGUGACGGAAUUUCUCGCGGGGAGAGCUUGCGGUACCCUGUGCGGUACCCCUUCAUUUCGACGAUCUUUCUAAUAGCGGCGUUGGUUUUUCACCGUUUCUUUUCCCCUCCGCUGGUCGCCACUAAUUGCUAUUGUGACGGCGUACCACAAUUUCCCCUAGAAAUUUUUCCAUCUCCCCACUCUCGCGUUUUGGCGCCUUUUUCCGCGGCUCAAUAUUUUUCCACGCCGCGAUCCUCUCUCUUUUUUCCUCUUCGUUUUAUUUCUUGUUGUUUUUUUUUUUCUUGCCUGCCUUUCUUUUUCCCAACAUAUACUUCGUCUUCUUCUUCUUCUUCGGCACCGCAUACGCCAAAAAUCAUGACCGUGAGCUGUGAAAUCGCGGUCGAACCGACGUCUGUAAGAGUUCACCAUUGCAUAUGUUUUAAUUCAACGUCGCGUACACUCGACCUGCUAUCAUAUUGUGGCGACUUCGCGAAAUCCUGCUGCAGUCAUCGACGUCAUCAUCGGCAUCAUCAGCAUCAUCAUCAACAUCACCACAAUAACCACAACAACCGUCAUCUUCAUCAAAUCCAUCACACUACUCGACUCGAAUCCUACGUUUACUCGACGUCAUCAUCGCCAUCGUGAACUAUGUGACUUCUAUUUUUUUUUCGCAAUUUUUUUCCUGUCCUUUUCGAGUUCGCGUUAUUUCAUAUUUUCUUCGAUGUACUCGUAUUUUGAUCAACUUCUUUCGAAUGCGGUGGUGAUUUAUUAUUACCUAUUCUUAGAAUAAGUACACGAGAUCGAUUGUUUUGAUAUGUUAAUGGGUUCGGAUGCGAUGAACAAUUGCGACAAUAUGCUGCUAACGGCCGAUAUAUUGGCCGAACGAACACUCGAAAGUUUACUAGCCGAGCAUCCUGGCGAACUCGUUAGAACCGGGUGUCCGCAUCUGGUCUGUACAAUGUUACCAUCUCAUUGGAGAUCGAAUAAAACUUUACCGGUUGCUUUCAAAGUGGUCGCUUUGGGAGAUGUGAUGGAUGGCACCGUGGUCACCAUUAGGGCCGGAAAUGAUGAAAAUUAUUGCGCCGAGUUACGAAACAGUACCGCUAUCAUGAAGAAUCAGGUGGCCAAAUUCAACGAUUUGAGAUUCGUUGGAAGAAGCGGAAGAGGGAAAAGCUUCACGCUAUCGAUAAUCGUGAACUCAUGCCCUCCUCAAAUCGCAACCUACAAUAAAGCUAUCAAAGUUACCGUCGACGGACCAAGAGAACCUAGAUCAAAAACAACUUUGGAAAAUUUUGCAGGGCAUCAUGGCAUGCAUCCGUUCCACUUUGGUCCACGACUAUUCCCAUUCGCCAAUCCGCUGGAUCUACAUACCCAAAGGAUGACCGAAUCAUUAUCGUUUAAAUUAUCAGGUUUAGCUCACCAUCUAGGAUUAUCGAAUAGCAACGAUUAUUCUUGGUGUGUGCCGUUCAAUCGAGGUUAUCCUUCAUGUUUACCAUUGGGCAGUAAUACGCAAUGCUCGACAUUACCAACGAUGCACCAGUCUCAGCAUUUCUCAAAUUUGCUGAAUUUGACAAACACUGAUCAGUUACCAUCUGCAACAGCUGGUAUGUUACCAGAAUCUCUAACACCCAGUUCAAUCCUCAGCAACAACGACCCAGUCCGAUCAAAAUCGCCACCCAGUAGUUUCACACCAGUAUCAUCAAUCAGAAGGCAUAAAAGAUACAAACUCGACAGCAGCCGCCUUCCCAACGCCGACUUACCACCAGAAACCUCAGACCAACCAGCAGAUAACAAAUUACUGCAGCCACCUCUGCGCUACAAUUCAUUUCCUCAUACCUCAACGUUGUUCAGUCUAUUCCUCAAUUCACCUUUGCUGCCUUCAUCUACUCAAUGGUUGUACACUCAACUUUAUCCCAAUCCGUACUCGGCGUUCCAGCUGAAAAAUUCGUUCGAAGAUGUUACUAAUAAAGAAGACGACGAGAGAAAGGUUGACAGUGCUCCUAGUUCACCCGUACGUAAAAAGACUCCAUCGCCGACCGAGUUUUGUAAAACUUCGAUUAAAAAUUCAUCCAAGCAUUCGGAUGUUUGGAGACCUUAUUAGAUGAUUGCUAAAAAAAAAUACCUAUACCUACUUAUAAUAAAAUCACAACAGGGUGUCCUAAUCUUCUACUAUAUACAUCAAUUACUGUGUGAUAAUUUUACUAUCUUUGAACGUACAUAAAUGUAAUACAUAACUGUACCUAUAUGUGACGCAACGGGACAAAAUCGACCUUCGGACCUAAAAAAUUAUUUUUCACUUUUUGACGGAUUUUCGGUACUCGGACAUUCAAAAAUCAUUUAAAACCACCCAGAAGUCCCUAUGAUUUGCAUAGCUCCAAAUACAUGGUAAUCCAGUCAGAAGUGUGCUCAUUUUUUUGAUUUUUUUGAUUUUUUUUUUGAUUUUUUCAUUAUUUCAACUUUUAAAUCGAUCUGGAGGCGAAACAAAGCGUUCUACGAGAAAAAUACAUCGAUCAAAGUUGUAGAGAAUUAAAUUUCCAAAAACCUAUAAGAGGUUUAUUUUUCUCCUAAAUGCAUAGUUUUUCUGUUUUUCUCAAAAAACAAAAACCUCAUGAUGAUUACCAUAAAAUUUCUGUUUUUUGAGAAAAACAGAAAAACUAUGCAUUUAGGAGAAAAAUAAACCUCUUAUAGGUUUUUGGAAAUUUAAUUCUCUACAACUUUGCUCGAUGUAUUUUUCUCGUAGAACGCUUUGUUUCGCCUCCAGAUCGAUUUCAAAAUUGAAAUAAUGAAAAAAUAAAAUGAAAAAUUGAAAAAAUGAGCGCAAUCACGACUGAGCCCCCUGUAUCAAUGUAAAUAACCAUUUUACCCAGUGAUAUUCACACAAAACAGGCAAGAAACGUUAUCCAAGACUAUGUUUAGCUCAGUUUAGCCGGAGAACCUGAUUAGAACGCAAGCACUUCCGCUAAACGAGCAGAACUGGACUGAAAACUUUAACCCCCCAUAACUCAAAAACUUGUUUUCGGCUCGAAGGUCGAUUUUGUCGCGUUGCGUCACAUAUAUGUAACCCAAUCAAUUUGUCAAAACAGGUGCAUGAUGCUUUGUAAAUAUAAUGUAAUAGGUGUACUUUUAUUAUUAAAUGUCUCCGAAAGGAUAAAUUGUAAAUGUAUAAAUAUGAAUUAAGUGUUAUAAUACGAGUAUUACAUGUUUCAUUUUUUCUUUCUUUUCAA